AUGUCGCCAGAUCCAGUUGAAACCAUAGCUCCAGAGUUUCCAACGGAGGAACUCGGCAAGACUGUUGUUAGGGAAACUAAUGAGAAGACAGUAAUCGUAUAUGAGAAUGUGUUUCUGUACUCGAUAUAUCACAUAUCGGCGUUAUAUGGACUGUAUAUUGCUGUAACAUCAGCUAAAUGGCAAACCAUACUUCUUGCAUACGUCUUAUGGGCGCUCUCAAUCGGCGGCACCACUGUUGGAUCCCACAGACUGUGGACUCACAGAGCGUACAAAGCAAAGAUGCCCCUCCAAAUACUGCUCAUGAUCUGCACCUCUAUUGCUUGUCAAGGUACCGCUACGAACUGGAUCAGAGACCACAGGAUGCACCACAAAUAUUCCGACACGAACGCCGACCCACAUAACGCGAAACGAGGAUUCUUCUUCUCACACAUAGGCUGGUUAUUGACCAGGAAGCAUUCUGAACUGAAGCGGUUGAGCAAAACCAUAUAUAUGGACGAUAUCUACAAUAAUCCAGUGCUGAGAUUUCAGAAGAAAUACGCGGGUCCCGUCAUUGGUUCUUGCUGUUUCAUUUUACCAACGCUAAUACCAAUGUAUUUCUGGAACGAAACCUUGAAUAGCGCCUGGCAUCUGACGAUGUUGAGAUUCGUUCUAAACAUUCACGCGAUCUCUUUGGUGAACAGUGUUGCCCACAAAUGGGGUUACAGGCCCUACGAUAAGAAAAUUUCCCCUGUUGAGAAUAGUUCAGUGUCCUUUUUCACCCUUGGUGAAGGAUUUCACAACUAUCACCACGCGUUCCCGUGGGACUACAAGGCGAGUGAGCUAGGAAACCACUGGCUAAACCCAAGUGCGCAAGUCAUAGAUUUCUUCGCUUGGAUUGGUUGGGCUUACGACCUGAAGACGGUUCCUGAUGAAAUUAUCCAGGCUAGGAUGGAGAGAGCCGGUGAUGGGACGAAUUAUGAAGGAGGGAUUAACGUUAAAAACAAAUGUACUUGA
Molecule: messenger RNA, 993 nt
Organism: Parnassius apollo (apollo)
Lineage: Eukaryota; Metazoa; Arthropoda; Insecta; Lepidoptera; Papilionidae
Source: the annotation of a GenBank genome assembly